Molecule: messenger RNA, 1722 nt
Organism: Stegastes partitus (bicolor damselfish)
Lineage: Eukaryota; Metazoa; Chordata; Actinopteri; Pomacentridae
Gene: lactbl1b
Product: lactamase, beta-like 1b
Exons: 6
Coding region: 1-1722 (573 amino acids)
Source: RefSeq, a predicted model, not a curated record
AUGAAGGUGAAAUGGACCCAGCUGGGUUUGGUGUUCUUCCUGGUUUUGUCACUGGUGAUGACAGGAUGCUUCUUCUGGCAAUAUCAGCUGCCAAAAGUGCUGCCAGGUAAGACCAGCUCUGUUGAUGACGCGAUGGGUCGCAACGCCAAUUCGGAGAUGAUGUGUCCCCGCUUCCCUGAGCCUCUCCCACUGGAGCAUCCUAUUCCGAGUUUGAAAGAGGCACUAGAAAAGGUGGACAUUUUGCUUCGGCAGAGCGUUGAUGCCGUCAGCCUUCCUGCUCUGUCGGCCAUCGUGAUCUUAAAUGACACUGUUCUGUGGACUGGAAACUUUGGAAAGAGGAAUGGCAGCGACCCUUUCUCAGGACCGCCGAACGAGUACACAAUCUACAGAAUUGCCAGUCUGUCCAAAAUUUUCCCGACGCUGAUGCUGUACAAACUGUGGGAGGAUGGCAAGAUUGGCUCCCUGGAUGAUCCUCUGGAGAAAUACGUGGAGAACUUCACCAUUAAAAACCCUCUAGGGAAGACUCGAGACUCAGAGCUGAAAUAUGUUACAGAUGGCCUGAUAUUUCUGGACAGCGGCGAGGUUCAGAUCCGCUCCUCCUCCGUCACCCUGCGCCGGAUGGCCAGCCAGCUCUCAGGCCUGCCCAGGAGACUGCGGGCCACAAAUCUGCUUUGGAAAGGGAAAACACAAUCUGCAAUCAAUCUGCUACAAGACGACGUCCUUGUUGCAGAUCCAGGCACCAAAUGUCACUACAGUAAUCUUGCCUUCUCUUUGCUCGCUCAUGUGAUGGCGGAGCGAGUUGCUGGAGUCGAAUACCAGAGAUGGGUCACAGACAACAUACUGGACCGGUUGGGGAUGGAAGACACCGGCUUUGACCUCAGCCCAGGGCUGCAGACCCAGAUGGCUGUGGGAGUGUACUCCAAUGGAAAGCCAGCACCACUCUAUGACCUGGGCUGGUACCGGCCUUCUGGUCAGAUGUUCUCCACUGCUGCAGACUUGGCCAAGCUCGCCAUGAUGCUGCUGGGUGCUUAUCACCGCAAGCUGCUGGAGCCAGACUCCUUAAAGAUCAUGCUGACGCCGCUCUUCAGGUGCGAUAAGGAUUACUUUGCCAACCGUACUGGGACACCAUGGGAGGUGAAUGAGCUAUUGGGCUACGAGGUGGUGCGUAAAGAUGGUGAUCUGGAUGGCUACUCUGCCACUUUUUCCCUGGUGCCCAGACUGAAGCUUGGCCUGGUGGUGCUCAUGGCAGGCAGCCGGUCUCAAAACCAGGAUGUGGUAACGAAAGCCUACAACUACAUUGUCCCAGCCAUAGAGAAAGCCUUCAGGGGCGCAAAGAAGGUUCUAUGUGCUCCCCCAAACCCAGAUCCUUACAUCGGCUUUUUCACAUACAGCAACAUCACCUUCUAUGAGAUAAAAGUGGGGCCAGAUGGAGUUCUGAUCAUGCAGCAGUUUGGCCCUCAGAUUGAGGAGCUAAUCCCAGAGAAGUACAGGACAAUAAAGCUCAACUUCCUGGUUGAGCGAGUGUUCAGAGUGGUGUUCGAAAAAGAGUACCCGUGUGUUUUGCGAGUCGGCACGGCCUCUGUAUCACUGGAAGCCCAAGAUGGCCAAUUGUUUAACUUCUACAUGUUCAAUAAGCAGGGGUUGUCCCCUGGUUUUGACGCACCAGGCCUGAACACGUAUAAUGUGGUCAGAAUAGCCCGCAAGCCAUCCUUCUCCAGCUGA